CCUCUCCGGAAGUGAACACACUCUAACAGACAGCCUUAACACACGUGAGAUAACAAUCCAAAACAGAUCGGUGGCACACGAAAGAUGGAUAUUACAGAAGUUCCCACCAAUCAGGGCAGCAAAAGCAAGAAAAAGAAAAGCAAGAAGUCAAUGAAAACAAAUACGAAGGUCAAAAACGUAGAGGUAGAAGAAGAGCGCAGCGCCGCCGUGGAGAAGAUGACCGAGUCAGCGGCUGCGUUUCCCCCCACAUUUAGUGUCUCUGAGAUCAAGAACAAGCAGCGAAGACACUUCAUGUUCAUGAAGCUCAAGCAGGAGAAGAGGAAGCAAAAGCUUCAGUUGAAGAAAAAAAGGAGAAAAGAAAGGGAAGCUUUAGGUGACAAGGCGCCACCAAAGGAGGUCCCCAAAACGAUAGAAAACCAGAGAGUGUUUGAUGAGACAACAGUUGACCCAGAAGAUGAAGAGGUUGCUUUUGACGAGGGAACUGAUGAAUUUUCAGCGUAUUUCAACGGGUUGACAAAUCCCAAAGUGCUCAUCACUACAUCAGACAGACCCAGAGGGAGAACAAUGAGGUUUUGUGAGCAGCUGGCCAGUGUCAUCCCAAACGCUCAUGUUUACUACAGAAGAGGCCUCGCCUUAAAGAGAAUCAUUCCCCAGUGUGUUGCCAGGAACUUCACGUACCUGAUAGUCGUCAACGAGGAUCGCCAAGUGCCCAAUGGUUUGGUUCUCUGUCACCUUCCUGAUGGGCCAACUGCACACUUCAAAGUCAGCAGUGUUCGACUACGAAAAGAGAUGAAGAGACGAGGUAAAGAUCCAACCGAACACUAUCCAGAGGUGAUCCUCAACAACUUCACCACCCGCCUUGGUCACAGCAUCGGUCGUCUGUUCGCUGCUCUCUUCCCACAGAACCCUCAGUUUGUGGGUCGACAGGUCGCCACCUUUCACAACCAGAGAGACUUCAUCUUUUUUAGAUUUCACAGGUACAUCUUCAAGAAUGAGAAGAAAGUUGGUAUUCAGGAGCUGGGACCUCGCUUCACUCUGAAACUCCGAUCUCUACAGAAGGGCACGUUCAACUCAAAGUAUGGAGAGUACGAAUGGGUCCUGAAGCGCCAUGAGAUGGAUGCCUGCAGACGGAAGUUCCAGCUUUAAGCUCUCCGUGUUUAUUGUGAUCAGAAGAUGUCCCGGUUUAAUGUCCAACAAACAUUUGUGGACUUGCACAAAUUUGCUUCAUAGUGUCUCAGAUUCUUUGAAGGAAACCUGUGGUAGCUGUACAAAGAACCAGCUUUUAGUGAUGAGGUAGGGUUGGUAUGUUCUCUGGAAAGAAGUCAUGUACACACAUUAUAUUCUUUAAUGAGUAGUUAUUUGGAGUCGACUUUCAGACUCUUCAGAGUUGAGUUAAAGGUUGAACAGUGAGAGAUGUCUUCAUGUAUUUGAAAUUUUUUUAUUAAUUUAUUGGAACAAGGAUUUGUGUUAUUCUCAGAAAUAGCCAUUUUAACACAAAACCGAUGUUUACCAAUUUAGUCAAUUCUCAAGGUCUGUUAAUGAAACAUGUUGCAUUCUGGGUCAACCUUUCUACACACACACACACCGUUUAGUGUGUGUGUAUUUACAUACACUCACACAAAUAGGACAGGCCCUGAUGACCACCAAAGGGAGGUCCCCAGCAUGCACCCUGAUCAGACAUCCAAACCACCUCAGCUACUCGUCUUGAUGCGGUGAAGCAGUAGCUCUGCUCCAAGCUCCUCACCCUACAAAGGAAGCAUUUCAGCCGCUUGUAUCAGAGAUCUUGUUCUUUUGGAUCAUCACCAUGUGAAUGAGUGUUGAAGUGUAGAGACAAAUAAAUCAAAGCUUUGUUAA
Molecule: messenger RNA, 1854 nt
Organism: Girardinichthys multiradiatus
Lineage: Eukaryota; Metazoa; Chordata; Actinopteri; Cyprinodontiformes; Goodeidae
Gene: rpf1
Product: ribosome production factor 1 homolog
Exons: 9
Coding region: 85-1146 (353 amino acids)
Biological process (GO): maturation of 5.8S rRNA; maturation of LSU-rRNA
Cellular component (GO): nucleolus; preribosome, large subunit precursor
Molecular function (GO): rRNA primary transcript binding
Source: RefSeq, a predicted model, not a curated record